AUGUCCAAGCAAACGUCUAUCGUCGAAGCUACGAUUGCAGAUCUUGCAUCAGCACUCUCCAAUGGCCAUAUCAACAGUGUAGAACUUACUGCAAAGCAUCUCAUUCGCAUCGCGAGAUAUGAUCGUCGAUCGACGACGCUCAACGCAAUUCCUAUCAUAAAGGAAGAUGCCUUCGAAGUCGCUCAGGCCUCUGACGACCGCCGAGCAUCUGGCCAGUCGCUGAGCCCACUUGAUGGUAUUCCUUGUACUAUCAAGGACUCUUACAAAAUCGAGGGCAUGACCGUCGCAUCCGGAUCUCCAGCGUUCCAGAACCUGAUAGCAAACGAAGACGCCUUUACCGUGAAGCGCAUCAAAGAGUCGGGAGCGGUGAUCCUGGGUAGGACCAACAUGCCACCCAUGGCCGCAGGAGGCAUGCAACGCGGUGUCUACGGCCGGGCUGAAUCUCCCUACAAUGCCGACUACCUCACAGCCGCUUUCGCGUCUGGAUCAUCGAAUGGAUCAGCUACAGCGACUGGUGCAAGCUUCGGAUUAUUUGGCAUGGGUGAGGAGACGAUCUCAUCUGGCCGGUCGCCGGCGUCUAACAACGGCUUGGUGGCGUAUACCCCUUCAAGAGGAAUUAUUUCUAUCCGUGGAAAUUGGCCGUUGUUCCCUACUUGCGAUACGGUUGUGCCGCAUACGCGUAACGUAGACGACAUGUUUGCCCUUCUGGAUGUCAUUGUCGCCAAAGACACGAGCACAGUGGGCGACUUCUGGAGAGGCCAACCUUUCGUCAAGCUUCCAGAGGUCGAUACCGUCCGUCCUAAGGUAUACGGGGCUCUUGCUGACGUGAAAGCGCUUGCUGGCAAAAAGAUUGGUGUACCUAAGAUGUACAUUGGUGGUACUGAUUCUGAUCCAACCGCAAGGAAAGUCCACACGCGCCAGUCGGUCAUCGAUCUUUGGCAGAAUGCUCGGAAGGUCAUCGAGGGCCUCGGUGCGAGUGUAGAGGAAGUCGACUUCCCGGUGGUGACCAAGUUCGAAAACCCAGUUGCAGACCGCGCGGACAGCCCGGUCGAAGAAUCGAUUGCGCCUCCCCACCACAAUGAGGUUGACAUGUGUAAGCUCAUGGCUUACGCUUGGGAUGACUUCCUCGCUACAAAUGGCGAUCGGAAUGUUGCCACUAGUCUCGCGCAAGUUGAGUCAGGAACUAUUUUCCCGCGCCCGCAUGGGUCGGUCAAAGACAAGUACGACGAUAACGACCCACUUGUCCGCCAUACCGAUGUAGUGGCACAUGUUACGAACGGUCGUGUUCCCAUGUAUGAGAUACCCGGCCUUGGCGACGCACUGAAGAACCUUGAAUCCAAGCGAAAAUCGGAUUACGAAGACUGGCUUGCCGAUCUUGGACUCGAUGCCGUUGUAUGGCCCUGCAAUGGAGAUGUAGGCAAAGCCGAUGCGGACGUCAACGAGCAGUCUGCCGCAGAGGCUUGGCGAAACGGAGUCUUGUACUCGAAUGGUAACUGUGCAAUCCGCCAAUUGGGUAUUCCAACAGUCAGUGUACCAAUGGGUGUCAUGGCAGAUAUCGGAAUGCCUGUCAAUCUUACAUUCGCUUCUAAAGCGUACGAUGACAACAACCUUUUCCGGUACGCAUACGCCUUCGAGAAGGCCAGCAGUUUACGGCAAGCGCCUAAGCGGACACCUGCUCUACCCACAGAUUCCUUCGAGGUUACGGAGGACACGAAAAAGAUCGGCUCCGAACUACCGCAAGUUACGGCAACUGCAUCUCUUGUGGAAGACAAGGACGGCAGACGCGUCAAUAUUUCGGGUACGUACGAAGGACAGGAGCUGGCUUCGUUGAGUGCCUAUGUGGAUGGUGAUGAAGUUGAGAACGUGAAACUUGAGGGCGGCCAAUGGACGGCUAGUCUUCUUACGAAGAGUGCAUGGACUGGACGAGCGGAGGAGAAAGGUGUACCGGAUCCGGACAAAGCGAUGGUCAUUGUUGUUGCUAAGGGUACUAACGGCAGGUCAGCGGGAAAGCUGCUCUUUGCAUGA
Messenger RNA from Didymosphaeria variabile, 2025 nucleotides. RefSeq lists its product as uncharacterized. The coding region runs from base 1 to 2025 and encodes 674 amino acids. The record is from RefSeq and is a predicted model, not a curated record. NCBI's taxonomy places the organism in Eukaryota, Fungi, Ascomycota, Dothideomycetes, Pleosporales, Didymosphaeriaceae. The transcript is spliced from 2 exons.